Molecule: messenger RNA, 931 nt
Organism: Gekko japonicus
Lineage: Eukaryota; Metazoa; Chordata; Lepidosauria; Squamata; Gekkonidae
Product: lysosome-associated membrane glycoprotein 1-like
Exons: 5
Coding region: 288-719 (143 amino acids)
Cellular component (GO): membrane
Source: RefSeq, a predicted model, not a curated record
CCGCCAAUCACACCACGGCUCCGAUCAAUCACACCACACCCCACCCUCCCACCAAUCACACCACGCCUCCCGUCAUCACCACCACGGCCCCAAGGCCCACAGACACGCCCCUUGUGGCCGUGGGUAAUUACACAGUCCAGAACGGGUCCACCAUUUGCCUACGGCUGGAAGCGGGUCUCCAGGUCCAAGUGCAAUACACCAGCAAGGCCAAGCAACUGCUCUGGGGCACCUUUGCGGUGCAGCCCAGCCACACCCACGCGUCAGGGGCCUGCUCCAACGAGACCGCCAUGCUCCGGCUGCACUUCCCGGAGGGCUUCCUCCUCUUCGUCUUCAAAAAGAACGAAACCAAAGGGAUGGCUUACCUGAGCAGAGUCCAGGCCAACCUGACCUACCAGUUCCUACAGGCAACAGAGACAUCCUUCGGAGCAGAUUCUUCCUCCCUCCAAGAGUUUGAGGCCUCCCUCGGACACAGCUACCAGUGCCGGAACCGCACUCUGACCCUCGCUGGAGACUUCCGCCUUCAUGUCCUGAACGAACAUGUCCAAGCCUUCGAGCUGCACGAUGGGAAAUUUGGGGAAGCCGAAGUCUGUCAGGAGCAGCGACGUUCCAUCCUCGUGCCCAUCAUCGUGUUUGUGAUUAUUGCUGUUCUCGUCAUCGUUGUCCUCGUGGCUUAUGUGGUGGGACGGAGGCGGAGCCACGUGGGCUAUGAAACCAUCUAAGGAGCCUUGGCAGCACGCAGCAGCCGACGGAACGUCACCUUGGCUGAAGGAAGAGGGAAGAACCGGAUCUGUGCCCCUCUCUUGCAGUGAGGCAAAGAUAACUUCAGGGAAUACCGUUUGGCUCCAGGCACCCCAGCUGCUAAAUGCACCCCGAUUUUGUAUGUGUUGCUUAGACUGACGAUUCAAAGAACUGCGGGAAGAAAGGAAGCAGA